Messenger RNA from Artibeus jamaicensis (Jamaican fruit-eating bat), 1389 nucleotides. It is a transcript of the gene HBM, whose product is annotated as hemoglobin subunit mu. The record is from RefSeq and is a predicted model, not a curated record. Gene Ontology annotation, cellular component: blood microparticle; hemoglobin complex; haptoglobin-hemoglobin complex. The transcript has 3 exons. Lineage: Eukaryota; Metazoa; Chordata; Mammalia; Chiroptera; Phyllostomidae. Gene Ontology annotation, biological process: oxygen transport; hydrogen peroxide catabolic process. The coding region runs from base 916 to 1341 and encodes 141 amino acids. Gene Ontology annotation, molecular function: peroxidase activity; oxygen binding; haptoglobin binding.
UGGUCACGGUGGCCUCGCACUUCCCCGCGGACUUCACGGCCGACGCCCACGCCGCUUGGGACAAGUUCCUGUCCGUCGUGUCCAGCGUCCUGACCGAGAAGUACCGCUGAGCGCCGUCCAGGGACCGCAGAGGACAGGCCUCGAACUCUCUUCUACCUCUGAAUGCUCCCUAAGUUCCUCCCGCUGCUCCCCCAAUAAAUGGGUGGGGGUGGAGUGAGCUGGACGCGUCCUCAGUACUGAGGGAAAGGAACAAAGUGAGGGUCGUGUCACUCCCGUCCUGGAGGCCACGCCCAGGUGUCUUUGAGGUGGUCCUUGCGUCUUCGAAGCCCAGGGAAGCAGCCCGGAGAGAGCAGAGCGACAGCAGGCACAUCCGUGCUGUUUCCUCUGGGUGCAUUUACACCUCAAACCUUCUUUACAAAUCGCUCAAAGACUGUCGCCUCGCGGAGCGCGUUGACUGCGUGUGGGGACUCAGGGGACUUUUCUUCAAAGCCUGGUGUCAUAGUUCCCGCGCUGCGGGAGUGUCUGAUGCAGUUACCUUCCUGGCCCCUCGCGGGGAAAGGGGGUUCCAUGCCCCCACUCUUUCUCCUGAUACUUCCAUGGGCUCCCUCCUGGCGCGCAAAGCUGUAACUCUGCCCGCAGGGAAGUCAUUGCAGCUCCAGCUAAAGUCCACCACAAAGAUACCCACGCACGGCGGCGUCAGUGCCAGUGACCCAGGGACGCCCGAGGCCGUGGUCUGCGAGGCCCUGGGAAACUGGCCCAGCGACGAUUCCCGGUGCUGGCAGAGGUUGCCCGCGUUCCCGCCGCGCCGCUGCAGAUAAAAGCGGGGCGCACGCAGGGAGGUUGUGGUGGGCGGGUGCUGUUAUAAGGAGGCCUGGCGGGAGGCCGGAGACUCGCAGAGCACGCCACGCCCGCGCCAUGCUCACCGCUCAGGAGCGCGCCCACGUCGCGCAGGUCUGGGACCUGAUCGCAGGACACGAGGCGUACUUCGGGGCGGAGCUGCUGCUCAGGCUCUUCACUGUGUACCCCAGCACCAAGGUCUACUUCAAGCACCUGGGCGCCUUCCCGGACGAGGUGCACCUGCUGAGCCACGGACAGCGGGUGCUGGAGGCAGUGGGCGUUGCCGUGCAGCACGUGGACAACCUGCGCGCGGCCCUGAGCCCUCUCGCGGACCUGCACGCGCACGUGCUACGCGUGGACCCUGCCAACUUCCCACUGCUGAUCCAGUGUUUCCAAGUGGUGCUGGCCUCCCACCUACAGAACGAGUUCACCGUCGAGAUGCAGGCGGCGUGGGACAAGUUCCUGACGGGCGUGGCCAUAGUGCUGACCGAGAAGUACCGCUGAGUCGCGUGCCCACCUGUCAAUAAACGGGCCUCGAAGGCGGAGACCUGA